CGAGCCAGUAUUCAACUCGCUCCGUAGCGGAAAGGAACCUUCAUGGCUCUCCAAAUUUUGACUUUGGUUGCCGUAUCCGGCCUAGUGGCAGCGACUUCGGUGAGCCACGUCUCAUUUAGCUUCGGCAAUAAUGCCCCGAUAACGUACGAAGUGAGACCCGAUUCCAGCCACGCCUCUCCAUACCCACCUCCCAAACCAAAGCACAGAAAGCCCACCCCUCCGCCUAAAUAUGCAAAGCCCUCCACGACCACCACCGCACCCAAAUACGAGUCACCAACCCCUCGAACUUAUCCAACUACUGCGCCUCCUUCACAUUCGGCCUACACUCCUCCGGAGCUCACUUACCCUCCCACAACCGCAACGCCUGCCCCUACAUACCCACCCACAACGACCCCUGCCCAGACGACCACGCCAGAGCAAACCUAUGCCCCAACCACGACCACCACUACCACGACCAAAGCUCCAGUAUAUCAUCUUCAGCCUGCUUACCUGCCACGCCCUUCGUAUCAUCUCCGCCCUUCGUAUCACCCAAGACCUGCCCCAUCCUACCAUCCUGCCCCCUCCUACAGCCUCCCAAAAGUCCCAUCCUGCGUCGAGCUGACCAAUGCCACCUGGUGUCUAGAGGAUGAAGAGUACCCGGAAUAUGAAAUCAAACAUGCCAUUCAGUACCACCUGGAUAACUUCAACUUGCUCUACGCUGACGUAGCCGACCUCGACGCCGAGAAGUCCGUGGACGUGCCGGAUGCCGUGGAAGAGGAGACUUACCUCUGCCCUUCGGAGACGUCUUACAUCAGGCCCCUGAGGGCUCAGAAUACAGAUGGGAUCUGGAGGAUCGUCAUCAAUGACAUCAAAGUCCAUUACAAGACCUUCACGCAGACAACUCGCAUCGAGGAGUGUCUCACUGCAGGAGAAGAAUGCCCCAAGGUACCCAUGUGCUACGAAUCCAAGUGCCUUCAGAAGUCCGCCUACCACCGCUUCCUCGUCUACGACCCCUACGACUUGUACUUCCCCUUCGCCAUCGAGACGUUCAAGCUGCCUGCAAGCUGUGCUUGCCUCUUGGGAGGCUACACCAUCGACCAUUAAUGUUUCUUCCUCUCUUAAACAUUGAAACAAGGAUGAUUUGUUCUUUCUAAGAGCUACAAGAUAGUAUACUAACUACAAUACUAAUAUUUAUUCAUCGGUACGAAAAGAAAGCAGUUCUCUAGUCAUCUGUCUGUGAUAUGUAUCUAUUUAUGUCCAUGCUUUGUUGUAUACAAGAAUUCGGGCCUCGUGCAAUAUAUAUCUUAAAAAAAGAAAUAAAUAUGUUUUUGCUUCUUAGUACCCAACCUAUUCCAUUCUAUAUAUGUUUAGUAAAGGGAUAUUAGACCAUCAUAAAGUCAUUGAAUGUUGGACAAAAUAUUUCAUGUAGGUUAACU
Molecule: messenger RNA, 1415 nt
Organism: Macrobrachium nipponense
Lineage: Eukaryota; Metazoa; Arthropoda; Malacostraca; Decapoda; Palaemonidae
Exons: 2
Coding region: 43-1083 (346 amino acids)
Biological process (GO): innate immune response; central nervous system formation
Cellular component (GO): extracellular region
Molecular function (GO): Toll binding; growth factor activity
Source: RefSeq, a predicted model, not a curated record